AUGGCAAAAGAUCGAGUGAACUAUCGAAAUGCCCGUCAAUCUAGCCUUACCUCACGCCAAGCGGAGAGCUCGAUUGGAAUUACCACUCUGUGUACUGCUAUCGACUCCGAAAUCGAUCCACGGCCUGUGGCGCUUAUGAAAUGGUCCUUGGAUGACUUUAUUGUUGAGGAGAAGUUUGCGUGGUUGGAUCAUGCUACCAAUGACGUGUCGGAGCCGCCUCCCUCCCCGGUGUCCUCUCCAGAAUCUGACAAACAGGGUAAGUGCACGCUUCUAGUGAAGGUUCUGAGCGAAGGGGUGCCGGACCCGUUCAUCGAGAACUUAUUCCGGCAUCGCUGCCCAAGAGGCGUGUCGUUUCACUUUCUAACGCCCGUAGACUUCGCGAGCUGUGCGGUUCGCCACGUGUGGAUCCGCAGCUACGGCGACGAGCUUCGUCGAAAUUUCCGCACUACCCAGCUUUUGCACACCCCUGCGGGUGAGGUUCGCCUGUACCCCGCCUUCCCCGUUCCCGUUCCACCCACCGCGCCGUACUUUCCGCUUUGCUUGUUGCCGGAUUUGCGUUACACGGUGCUUUUGCGGGAUAUCCGUGGCAGCCUCAACGACGUCCUGCCCCGUUUGCGGGAGUUGCGACGCCGUGGCUUCCUCAACUACGGCCACAUGGCGCGCCACGGCCUGGGCACGCUGCACACCUACAACACCGCGAAGUGCCUUCUGGCGCGCGAUUACGUCGGAUUCCUGCAGGGCUACGCGUGGGGCCUCUCUGAGGGCACCUCGGGCGUCCGCCGGGAGAUGCCAGCGCUGCUGCAGGCCCUCGCGAAUCCCCGCGCGACGCCGCAGGAUUGGGGCCUCGUCCGCGACGGCCUUGAGGCGGCGCUGCGGAAGGACGGCGAGGGGGUGCGGCGGCCCCAAACGGGCCUCUACGCGCCGCACCACGAGCUCCUGCGGGAUUUCCUCACGCGCGCGGCGGAUGUGGCACCGCGGCGGCAUGACGCCGCGGAGGUCCUUCGCGAGUCUGUCAGCCGCGCCUUUCUUCAUGAAACGAUGCGCACCGCGUCGGAGGUCCACUUCAACGCCCUGGCCUCGCUGCGGCGCGAGCGGUUUGGGGAUCGGGUCGUCGUCGGCGACAUCGUCGUGGCGCCGGAUGACGACGACGACGAUGGGGCGGGGCGCCGGAUGCGCGGCGCGGGCGGGGAUCAAAUCAAAAACCUGGAGCACGCCACAUCGGAGGAUCCCAGGCGCUCGUGCGGCCGCGUAUGCCGCGGGGAUGUCUACGAAGGAGCGGCGGAUCACAUCAAUGGCAACAUCCUCUCUCCUUAUUUACACCCGGACUGGGUAGAUUUUGCCUUGCACGAUCGUGGCGUCGGCGAUGGGGUCGACUCGGAGUCUGAGCUACAGCAGUGGUAUCGUCGACUACGAGUUGUUCGGACACAAGCUGAGGCGGAUUCGUGCAGUAUUUCGCAGGUUGUGCUUCCUUUUUGGGGACAGCAGGUGGAUUCGCUUCCAAUGCUUCCGGCGCAUAGCAUUGGUGAGAUUUUUCGGCCUCUAGCACGCGAGUUGCAAAUUGAAGGUCUUUCGCGCAUGAAAACCGCCUCAAUGGCGUCGUAUCGGCACUUCGUCGCCAAACCAUUCAGCAUGGGGGCCUAUUUGUUUGACACCCAGCGCGGGUGGGAUUGGGUCGAGGGUGACUCAUACGGAGAGUCCUUGAAGAAGAGGAUGUAUCAAGAUCACGAUGGUAUUUAUCGGGUCCAAUCCCCUUUGAUGGAUGCGACCUCAAAAAACAUGAUAGCCAGGAGCGGCAUCCGUGGUGAGAAUGCGCGCAAAUUUUUCCUCAAGCCCGCACAAAAACAGAACAUUACCUGUGUGGUGGAGUUCACGCUGCCCCGCGGCUCCCCGGUGACGUCCGCACUGAGGGAGGUAUUCCAGUUCACGACCCUCUCCCCUUCCGCAAUAUUCAGGCUUUUAUCAGCGCAUUAG
Phytomonas sp. EM1 is the source of this 1971-nucleotide messenger RNA. Lineage: Eukaryota; Euglenozoa; Kinetoplastea; Trypanosomatida; Trypanosomatidae. The record is from the annotation of a GenBank genome assembly.